Messenger RNA from Carassius gibelio (silver crucian carp), 1716 nucleotides. RefSeq names its product solute carrier family 25 member 43. Lineage: Eukaryota; Metazoa; Chordata; Actinopteri; Cypriniformes; Cyprinidae. The transcript has 5 exons. The record is from RefSeq and is a predicted model, not a curated record. Gene Ontology annotation, biological process: transmembrane transport. Bases 152 to 1189 code for a protein of 345 amino acids.
ACACCCCGCCUCCACCAAACGAUCCACCAAUAUGACAUGUUGCGCUGCAGCCGGAUGCCUGUGUGACAAACAGAGCCGUUAGUGUUUAUUUUCAUCCGCUACUUAUUUCUACUUUAACGGCUGGAGCAGAAAAUCGUUGUCCUCAUGAAGUAUGGCCACAGUAAAAAAGGACGACCGACUGACAAGUUCUCAAAGUUUACUGUGCGUCGGUUUUGCCGGGAUUUUUAGCAAAACAGUAACGUCACCUCUGGAAGUCGUGAAGAUUUUGAGUCAAAUAGGAACAUUUCACUGUAAACGCGGAUUCAUCCACAGCUUUGUUUUUAUUUGUCAGAAUGAGGGACUUCGAGCUUUUUGGAAGGGGAAUAUGGUUUCCUGUCUACGGUUGUUCCCCUACAGUGCCAUACAUUUAGCAACUUACAAAAACAUUGUGCACCUUCACAUUGAUGAACAGGGUGAUAUCUCGCAAUGGAGAGCUAUAGUUGCCGGUGGGCUGGCAGGAAUAUCUGCCGCUCUAGCAACAUAUCCAGUGGAGGUGGUUGAAACCAGACUUAUUGCUCAGAAUUGCCAAGAACCAACAUACAGAGGGUUGCUGCAUUCUCUCUCCACCAUCUACAGAAAUGAAGGACUUCAGGCUCUCUACAGAGGCUUUUCACUCACAGUGUUAGGUGCUGUUCCCUUCUCUGUUGGCUGCUAUGCGGUGUAUGUCAAUUUGGACAAGCUGUGGCAGGAGCGUCAUGUUCGCUUCACGUCUUUGCAGAACUUCAUCAAUGGCUGUCUUGCAGCAGGAGUCGCUCAGACUCUCUCCUUCCCCUUUGAAACUGUUAAAAAGAAGAUGCAGGCCCAGAGUCUUCUUUUGCCCCACUGUGGAGGAGUUGAUGUCCAUUUUAAUGGGAUGAUAGACUGCUUCAGACAGAUCAUCAAAAACAAGAGCGUGUUGGCUCUUUGGAGUGGCCUUACAGCCAACCUGGUGAAGAUUGUCCCAUAUUUUGGCCUGCUUUUCAGUUGCUUUGAGAUGUGUAAGCAAGUGUGUCUUUACCGGAAUGGCUACAUCAUUUCUCCACUAAGCUACCAGCCUAAACCAGGCGUGGACCAGAGCCUGGGCCCACAUGAACUGCAGGAGUUUAAGCGCUACCUGAGAAACAGAAAAUCACACAAAGCACAGAGUUCAUCCAUAGGAAACCGCUGGUAACUAAUCCAACAGGAGUUAUCAGUAAUAAAAAAAGAAGUGCAUUGAUUUAAUUUAAUUUAUUUAUAUAGAUACUGAUAACAAGUAUAAGGUGUUUGUACUGCCGGAAGGCACAAUGUAUUAAUUACAGAUGUACAUUCUUUAAGCAAGUCCAUUAUGCACAUUGUACUGUACCUCAAACACAUCAGACUCAAAUGACCUUAAAUGAAAGUAUUGCACCUAAGAGGCGGUAUUAAAGGUGCCCUUUCCUUUCAGCGUUAUGACAUUUAUGGCUUUUAGCUUUAUGCUCCACUGAAAGAGUAUUUUUUUUAAGAACUGCAUAUUGUGGUUAAAUUUUUGUGACCUUAAAUCUGCAUUGUAACGUACUGAUAUAUAUAUAUAUAUCCUGCUGAUCUGGACACGUGGUAACUCUGUCACCGUCUUCGAUUCAGCUGUGAAAAGGAUGAGAUUUGUUAAAGAUGAAAUCUUUAAGCACAUUGUAAAGAAUGUGUAAGUAUAAGCAAUAAACCUAUCUUAGUACAAAUUUUCAA